UGUGGGGGGUCCCUUAAUGAUUCCCAACGAAACGAUGAAGAGGUUGGCCGAGACAGCAACGGGAUGUCGGUGAAUUACGCGGCGGGGUUGUCGCCCUACCCGGACAAAGGGAAGUGCGGCCUCCCGGAGAUUUUUGAUCCGCCGGACGAGUUGGAAAAGAAGAUCCAUCAGCUGGCUGACUUGAUCCAGAAUUCUUUCAACGUGGUCUUUCACACCGGGGCGGGUAUCAGCACAGCUUCAGGGAUUCCGGAUUUCAGGGGCCCGAAUGGGGUGUGGACCAUGGAGGAGCGGGGCCUGGUGCCCAAAUUCGACACCACCUUUGAGAACGCGAGGCCCUCGAAGACUCACAUGGCCCUGUUGGAGCUCCAUCGAGUGGGCAUCCUGCACUUCCUGGUCAGCCAAAACAUAGACGGGCUUCACGUGAGGUCCGGCUUCCCCAG
Molecule: messenger RNA, 440 nt
Organism: Thamnophis sirtalis
Lineage: Eukaryota; Metazoa; Chordata; Lepidosauria; Squamata; Natricidae
Source: RefSeq, a predicted model, not a curated record